CGGAAAAUAAAGACUCGCGCUGAUAUCGUAAUUUCUUUAGAAACCAAGAAAAUAAAAUCGAAAACUCUAAUUUAGAACAGCACCAAAAUUCUUUUUUUCGAGCGACACGAAUUUAGGGUUCGCUAAGGUUCAAUUAGCUUCUAUCUGCCCAAAUCCAAACAGUGAAAGUUCGUAGAUUUGCAUUGGAUUUCUGUUGCGCCCCAUUUUCAUUCCGCUUCGCCCAAUUUCCAUUCCUUAAUUUCAACCCCUUCCCCUAAGUUGCCUCACAAGCUUGUUUAAUUAGUUUCGUAAGAUGCAAACGGGAAAGCCAAGUUCUUCAGCAGUUAUUGGUAAGCAUUCUGAGCCUGAAAAGCCAGUUGAAUCUGAUGAGAAGGUCAACCUCGAAGAAGAAAAUGAUCCUGAGGAAGAAAUGGAAGAAGAGAUUGAAUAUGAAGAAGUAGAAGAAGAGGAGGAAGUGGAAGAAAUAGAAGAGGAGGUGGAAGAAGAAGAGGAGGACCCAGAGGAGGUAGAGGAAGAGGAGGAAGAGGAGGAAGAGGAGGAGGAGGAGGAGGAAGUGGAAGAAGACACUGUGCCAACCCAAAACAUUGAUGAUGAUGAGAAGAAGAAACAUGCUGAACUUCUUUCUCUUCCUCCUCACAAGUCUGAAGUUUACAUAGGUGGCAUUCCUCUUGAUGCUGUAACGGAAGAUUUAAAAGAUUUUUGUGAGCGUAUUGGGGAAGUUGUACAGGUUCGAAUAAUGAAAGGAAAAGAUUCUUCGGAGAAUAAGGGUUUUGCUUUUGUGCUUUUUAAGAAUGUAGAACUGGCUUCUAGAGCCAUUGAGGAGCUGAAUAAUACUGAAUUUAAGGGUAAAAAAAUAAGAUGUUCUACAUCUCAAGCAAAAAAUCGUCUUUUUAUUGGGAAUAUUCCUAGAAGCUGGGGCGAUAACGAUCUAAAAAAGGUUGUGAGUGAGAUAGGACCUGGUGUUACCGCUGUUGAGCUAGUCAAGGAUAUGAAGAACAUUAUCAAUAACCGCGGUUUUGCUUUUAUUGACUAUUAUAAUAAUGCAUGUGCUGAAUAUUCAAGGCAAAAGAUGAUGAACCCAACAUUUAAGCUUGGUGACAACUCCCCAACAGUGAGCUGGGCUGACCCAAAAAAUGCUGAUUCCUCUGCUUCAUCUCAGGUAAAGGCAGUAUAUGUGAAGAACCUUCCUAAGAAUGUAACUCAAGAGCAGUUGAAGCAGCUUUUUGAACACCAUGGGAAGAUCACAAAGGUGGUUCUUCCACCACCAAAAUCUGGUCAGGAAAAGAACAGAAUCGGCUUUGUUCAUUUUGCAGAGCGAUCAAAUGCUAUGAAAGCACUAAAGAAUACUGAAAGAUAUGAAUUAGAUGGUCGAAUGUUAGAGUGUUCUCUAGCAAAGCCACAGGCUGAUCAGAAGGCUGUAGUAACAAAUACACUGAAUCAAGGAUUGCUUCCAAGUUAUCCACCACAUAUUGGUUAUGGUUUGGUUGGUAAUCCCUAUGGUGCACUUGGUGCUGGAUAUGGUGCUCCUGGUCUUGCACAGCCUUUGAUGUAUGGACCCGGUCAAACUCCCGCUGGAAUGGCCAUGAUGCCGAUGCUUCUGGCUGAUGGACGCAUUGGAUAUGUCUUGCAACAGCCAGGAUUGCCUCCACAAACCCCGCCUUCACAUCAAAGAGGUGGCAGGAGUAGUGGCGGUGGCAGUAGUGGUGGGAGUGGCAGCAGGAAUACGGGCAGUUCAAGUAAGGGAAGGCACAGCAAUGAUAAUGGUCAUGGGCGAAGAUACCACCCUUAUUAGCCUGUCUUUGACUUUAUUUAUUUUAUCAUUGUGGGAUGAUAUAGUAUUGUUUUUCAUUAAAUAUUUACUAUUUAUCUGCAAGUUCAGUCUUGAUUACAUUCAUGAUUUCAGGGAGUUUUAAUGUAUGACUUCUUUUAAGAUUUUA
Molecule: messenger RNA, 1937 nt
Organism: Lathyrus oleraceus (garden pea)
Lineage: Eukaryota; Viridiplantae; Streptophyta; Magnoliopsida; Fabales; Fabaceae
Product: heterogeneous nuclear ribonucleoprotein Q
Exons: 9
Coding region: 293-1792 (499 amino acids)
Molecular function (GO): RNA binding
Source: RefSeq, a predicted model, not a curated record